AUGGCGACUAAGCUGACUCCCUUCCUCAUGCGGACGGCCGUCCGGGCGGCGACCCGGCUGUCUACCAAGUCUUCGGCCUCGAUUGCGCUCGUCUCCCGCGCAUGCCUCUCCAUCUCGGCGCGGAGGCCGAGCGACACCCUCAUGGUGCAUCGCAACACCCCCGACAACAACCCCGACAUCCCCUUCAAGUUCUCGGCCGAAAAUGAAAAGGUCAUUGAGGAGAUCAUCAAGCGCUACCCGCCGCAGUACAAGAAGGCCGCCGUCAUGCCCCUGCUCGAUCUCGGCCAGCGCCAGCACGGCUUCUGCAGCAUCAGCGUCAUGAACGAGGUGGCCCGUCUGCUUGAGAUGCCCCCCAUGCGCGUCUACGAGGUCGCCUCUUUCUACACCAUGUACAACCGCACCCCGGUUGGCAAGUUCCACGUUCAGGCUUGCACUACUACCCCCUGCCAACUAGGCGGUUGCGGCUCCGACGUGAUUGUCAAGGCCAUCAAGGAGCACCUCGGCAUCAAGCAAGGCGAGACCACUCCCGACGGCCUCUUCACUUUCCUCGAGGUCGAGUGCCUUGGCGCGUGCGCCAACGCGCCCAUGGUCCAGAUCAACGACGACUACUUUGAGGACUUGACCCCGGAAACCAUCACGCAGGUGUUGGUGGCGCUCAAGGAGAGUGUCACGGACGCAUCCAAGGCGCCCAAGCCGGGCCCGCAGAGCGGGAGACAGACGUGCGAGAAUGCCGCCGGCCUAACAAGUCUGACGAGCGAGCCAUACGGGCCGGAGGUCACGAGGUCGGAUCUUUAA
Sordaria macrospora k-hell is the source of this 795-nucleotide messenger RNA. RefSeq lists its product as uncharacterized. The record is from RefSeq and is a predicted model, not a curated record. NCBI's taxonomy places the organism in Eukaryota, Fungi, Ascomycota, Sordariomycetes, Sordariales, Sordariaceae. Gene Ontology annotation, molecular function: oxidoreductase activity.